Budorcas taxicolor (takin) is the source of this 2049-nucleotide messenger RNA. RefSeq names its product syndecan 1 (gene SDC1). NCBI's taxonomy places the organism in Eukaryota, Metazoa, Chordata, Mammalia, Artiodactyla, Bovidae. Gene Ontology annotation, cellular component: membrane; cell surface. The transcript has 5 exons. The record is from RefSeq and is a predicted model, not a curated record. The coding region runs from base 31 to 984 and encodes 317 amino acids. Gene Ontology annotation, biological process: cell migration.
CGCUCUCCUCCAGCCGCCGGUUCGGGCAGCAUGAGGCGCGCGGCGCUCUGGCUGUGGCUCUGCGCGAUGGCGCUGCGCCUGCAGCCGGCCCUCCCGCACAGUGUGCCCGUAAACAUGCCCCCCGAAGAUCAGGACAGCUCUGGGGAUGACAAUGACAACUUCUCUGGCUCGGGUGCAGGUGCUUUGCCGGAUAUCAGUUCAUCACAGACGCCCUCCACCUGGAAGGACCUGGGGCCCGUGACGACCACAGCCACGGCUCCAGAGCCCACCAGCCCAGAUGCCAUUGCCACCUCCACCACCAUCCUGCCAACUGGAGAGCAGCCUGAGGGGGGUGGGGCGGUGCUCCUGGCAGAGGUGGAGCCUGGCCUUACCGCCCAGGAGAAGGAGGCCACCCACCCACCCAGUGAGACCACGCUGCACCCAACCACUCACAGCGUGUCCACAGCCAGAGCCACCAUGGCCCCGGGACCCGCCACCUCCCAUCCCCACAGGGACGUGCAGCCCGACCACCGUGAGACCUCGGCUCCCGCAGGCCGGGGCCGUCUGGAGCCGCACACGCCCCACACGGAGGAUGGAGGUCCUCCUGCCACUGAGAAGGCGGCUGAGGAGGACCCCUCCACCCAGAUCCCAGUGGGAGAGGGCUCUGGGGAGCAGGACUUCACCUUUGACUUGUCCGGGGAGAAUGCAGCCGGGGCCAACGCAGCCGGGGCUGCAGUGGAACCUGGCUCACGGAACGUAGCCCCGGGGGAUCCUGAGGCCACAGGGGCUACCGGGGCCUCGCAGGGCCUUCUGGACCGGAAGGAAGUGCUGGGAGGGGUCAUUGCUGGAGGCCUCGUGGGGCUCAUCUUUGCCGUGUGCCUGGUGGGUUUCAUGCUGUACCGGAUGAAGAAGAAGGACGAAGGCAGCUACUCCUUGGAGGAGCCAAAACAAGCCAACGGCGGGGCCUACCAGAAGCCCACUAAGCAGGAGGAGUUCUACGCCUGAUGGGGGGGGACACCUCUCCCCUCCCCCUGCCACUUGCUAGACACCCCCCACUCGCCUCUUCUGUGAAGAACUGCAGACCUGCAUCCCUGCCACCAUGCCACCUCCCUGGAGCGCCCAGCCCCGCUGGCAUCUCCCCUUGCCCACGGAGUCCUGGGCCCGCCGGGGAGGGGACCUCGCCUCUGCUUCUCUGACUUCUGCCUGGAGACUUGGGCACAAGGGCUUUUUCGCGAACGACUGACCUUUCCACCGCAGGCGGCACCUGGCAUCCCGCCACGCUGACUCAGUUUCUCCAAGCUGAAGCAGGCCCAGCUCUGGAGAGAAGGGGACCCCACUGCUUUGGACAAAGAUGCUGUGGCUGAGGGUGGGCACGUCUGUAGCACUUACUGGUAGACACCAGCAGGCCUGGGGGCGUGUCCCGCCGAGUAGCAGGGCCAGGAGGUCAGGGCUCCGUCAGAAUUCACUUUGUUUCGUGGGGAGGUCUAACUUAGAUGUCAACUUGUUUUUGCACAUGUUUUUCCUCUAGUUUCUUUGUUCAUAGCCCAGUAGGCUUUGUUACUUCUGAGCUAAGUUAAGUAAAUCAAUUUGGUUAUUCCCUAUCUUUCUUCCCUAAUCUACAGUCAGGAGACAGCAUCAGGGUUAUUAAGAAGACUUUUUCUUUUUUUUUUUUGACUAGGAGAACCAAAUCCAGGAGCCAAUGUCUAGGUUUAGGUUGUAUGUUGUCUGAGUUUCUCACUCACGUGUGCAACAGGGUAUGGAAUGUCUGUUGGGUGGCCUCAUUGGUGGGCUGGCCCAUCCUGGCUCCCAUGGGUGGUCACCUCUUGGAGCAGUCCUGCCUGUGUCCAUGAACUUGGGGCCAGGACCAUGGCCUGGGUGACUACAAUAUGGGGAGGCCCCUGUAAAAUUGAAUCCUGGUGUCUCAGGCUGGGGAGGAUCAAGGAGAGACGACUGUAGGGUGGCAAAGAUGGCGCUGGGCCCAGAGAAUCUCCCAUAGACCAAGCCCUUCCUCUAAUGCCAUCUCUUGGGGACACUUUCUCCUCUAAAGUGACAAGAGACGUCUUGGGCGCA